AUGGAUCUCUCAACAGCCAAACGCACCCUCAUCACGGCCAACCACAUCCUCCACCACCAGGGCCAAGUCCUCGACGCCUACGGCCACAUCAGCGUGCGGCACCCGACCAACCCGGCCGUGUUCCUGAUGGCGCGCUACGUGCCCGCCGCGCUGGUCGCCUCGCCCGACGACAUUGUCGAGUACCGCGUCGAGGACGCCGAGCCCGUCUUCCCGCACGCCCCCAGAGGCUACACGGAGCGCUUCAUCCACUCGGAGCUGUAUAAGCGGUUCGCGGCCGUGAAGAGCGUGUGCCACAGCCACGCGCGGGAGGUCAUUCCGUGGGGACUGCUGGGCGGAGGGUAUUCGGGGCUCAAGGCUUGUGUCAACACGAGUGGAUUUCUGGGGAAAGAAACGCCCGUCUUCGAACCUCGUCCGCAUUUCAGGCAGGGAGACAUCAAAGACCUCCUGAUCCGCUCCGAGCACCUCGGCGCGGCACUUGCGGCAUUGUUCACCAAUACACCCGGCAGUGGCGGCAACCUUGACCGGAGCGUCGUAUUGAUGCGAGGGCACGGCAUGAGUGUGGCUGCCACGUCGAUCGAGCAUUGUGUUUUCCGUUCCAUCUACACGAGAAACAAUGCCAUUGUCCAGACCACGGCGGUGAUGCUGACGAGCUCGUUGACGCUGGGAUCCAAUGCCCGCAGCCACGGGGAAGACGACGACAUAGCGGCAGACCUGACGUUUCUCGACGACGAUGAGGUGGCCGAUUGCACCGGGAUCAAUGAGAAGACAGUUCUCAGACCGUGGACUGCCUGGAGCAGGGAGGUUCAGGCGAAUCCAUUGUAUGUGAAUCUUGCGUAG
This is a messenger RNA of Fonsecaea pedrosoi CBS 271.37, 837 nucleotides long. RefSeq lists its product as uncharacterized. Gene Ontology annotation, biological process: pentose catabolic process. The transcript is spliced from 2 exons. The coding region runs from base 1 to 837 and encodes 278 amino acids. Gene Ontology annotation, cellular component: cytosol. The record is from RefSeq and is a predicted model, not a curated record. Gene Ontology annotation, molecular function: aldehyde-lyase activity. Lineage: Eukaryota; Fungi; Ascomycota; Eurotiomycetes; Chaetothyriales; Herpotrichiellaceae.